Ichthyophthirius multifiliis is the source of this 1568-nucleotide messenger RNA. RefSeq lists its product as hypothetical. Gene Ontology annotation, molecular function: L-glutamate dehydrogenase (NAD+) activity. Gene Ontology annotation, biological process: L-glutamate catabolic process. Gene Ontology annotation, cellular component: mitochondrion. The record is from RefSeq and is a predicted model, not a curated record. The transcript has 7 exons. Lineage: Eukaryota; Ciliophora; Oligohymenophorea; Hymenostomatida.
AAAAAAAAUGAUUUCUAAAUUUUUUAAAACUCCACACCAAAUCUACAAAAGUUCAUACCAUUUUACUAGUACUAAACAAAGAAUUUCCAAAGAGGAAAAAGUGGAUGGUUCAAUUUCGGACAUAGUUUACACAUUUAUGGACUAAGCAUCUAAAUAUACAGCAAUUUCUCCCGCUAUGAUGAAUUUUUAUAAACAAUGUGAUAAUUUGUUUGAAGUAUCUAUUCCUUUUUAAAGAUAGGAUGGUAAAUUAGAAGUAAUAAAAGGCUUUAGAUGUUAACAUAAAACUCAUUAAUUACCCACUAAGGGUGGUCUUAUUAUUAGUCAAAAUGUAAUUAAAUAAGAUAUUGAGGCUUUUGCAUGCUUGAAUACUAUUAGAUCUAAUACUCUUCAUAUUCCACAUGGAGGAGCUAAAGGAGCUAUUGUGCUUAAUCCUUUAGAUUAUACAGAAAGAGAAUUAGAAAUGAUUAUUAGAAAAUUCACUGUUGAAUGCGCUAAAAAGGGAAUUAUUGGUAGCUCUAUUGAUAUUCCAGGCACUGAUUUAGGAAGUACAGAUAGAGAAAUGAACUGGAUUAAAGAUACAUAUACUUACUUCUAUGGUAAAGAAGAUAUUAAUUCUGCCGCAUGUGUCACAGGAAAAAGUUUAAAUCAAGGAGGACUUAGUGGAAGUUAAGAAUCAUCUGGAUUUUGCGUAUACUUCACUUUAAAACAUAUGUUAAGUUAAGAUGAUUUUUGUUAAAAAGCUGGUAUAUAAAAAGGUUUAAAAGGAAAAACAUUUAUUGUUGAAGGAUAUGGUAGUGUUGGUUACUGGGCCUCACAUUUUUUAUAAGAAGCAGGUGCAAAAUUAGUCGGUGUAGUAGAAAGAGAUGGUGAAAUAUACAAUUCUGAUGGAAUUGAUGCUAAUGAUAUAUAAAAUUACAAAGUUUAAAAUAAAGGAAUAAGUGGAUAUCCUAAAGCAACUUUCUAAAAAGAUGUAGCUUUUUAAAAAUGUGAUAUUUUUAUUCCUGCAUUUUUCGCUAAAUCAAUACAUUCAGAAAAUGCCGAUAAAUUUAACUGUAAAGUAAUAGCAGAAGGUGCAAAUCUUUCAGUGACUCCAAAUGCAGAAUAAAUACUAGAAAAAAAAGGAGUCUAAAUCAUUCCUGAUGUUAUUGCUUCUUCAGGAGGUUUUCUUUCUGGUUAUUUUGAAUGGAUAAAGAAUAUCUCACAUAAGCAUCAUGGAUCUAUGACUCGUAAAUGGGAAUAAAAAAGUAAUAUACAAUUGUUAGAAACUAUUGAAGUAGAAACUGGAUUAAAAUUAAAAAACAUAUUGGUUAACAUUUUAUGGAUAUAUAAGGAGCAACUGAAGUAUAAAAAAAAAAAUUAAUAUAUUAACAUAUUAUUUUAGCAUGAUCUUGUAGAAAGUGGCUUAGAAGAAAGUUAUGAAAGAUCUUUAAAUGAAAGUAUUAACACUAGUAAAAAAUUAAAUGUUAAUUUAAGAAUUGCAACUUAUGUAAAUGCAUUAACAAAAUUGAAUAUUCAUUAUAGUUAAGUUGGAAUGACAUUUAGUAAAUGAAAAAAAAAAGUUUUUCUAA